Molecule: messenger RNA, 1410 nt
Organism: Fimicolochytrium jonesii
Lineage: Eukaryota; Fungi; Chytridiomycota; Chytridiomycetes; Spizellomycetales; Powellomycetaceae
Product: F/Y-rich N-terminus-domain-containing protein
Exons: 9
Coding region: 205-1263 (352 amino acids)
Biological process (GO): regulation of cell cycle
Cellular component (GO): nucleus
Source: RefSeq, a predicted model, not a curated record
CCAGACUCUCCAGGCGGUCCCGCACUUUCGAACGCAGGACUUGGAGUACCAUAAAACCCAAGCGCACGGACCAAUCCUCAACACCCGUCCAUAGGGAGAGGAUAUAACUUAAUACAUACAAUCGUCAGCAUCUAGGCUCCUCAACACACGGUUCGGAGGAACUCUGAGCCGCACCGCCGGGCUUAAUCGGAACCUGGCGUCAUCAUGGCACCUUCAACGUCGUCGAGGUCUAGGAAAGAGAAAGGGAGUUCGAGCACAAGCAUAAAUGAAGAGAAAUAUAGGCAGUUGAAGCGGAAGAUGAAGGAUGUCUUGCAGGAGCAUGACCACCUCUCUUCGAAGCUGAAGAAAGCCCGAUCGAAAAUCUCACAUCUGAAGCGUGAGAAAGACCUGCUUCUAGACCGACUCGACCGCUUUGAGGGACCCAUUACUUCCUCGUCCGACUCUGCCCUCUCCUCCCUUAGUGAGACAGACUCCGAGUCUGAUAUAUCCUCAGAUGGCUCGCAGGACCUUCCAUCAGCGAAACGGCAAAGGACAGCAGAAGGUGCAACGAACUUGUCACAACUGCCAUCCCGGGAGCCAUCUCCACCUCCUUCGAACGCAAGAGCGAAGAAAGGAACGACAAGAAAACCGUUCACGUCCAAAUUACGCAAGAUACAGCCUGUGCCCAGGGAUGAGUUCGGCAACCCUGUCCUUCCUCUACAUCUGGGAAUUACUACUCUUUACGCUCUGGGCACUAUCGUGCAUGACCGGAAGAACUUCCAUACUGAGCGAUAUAUCUAUCCCGUCGGAUACAAAGCGUCGAGGACCUAUGCAAGCAUGGUGAACCCUGAGAGAGGCACCGUUUACACUUGCUCAAUUACUGACGGGGGAGAUGGUCCACGGUUCAACAUCGUACCGGAGGACGCUCCAGAAAAAGCCGUAACGGCAACCUCGGCAACUGGAGCAUGGACGGCAGUGAUCAAGGUGGCGAAUGCCCUCCGGAAGCGGGAACACAGCAACAGCGCAUCCGGACCAGACUACUUCGGCUUUGCGCACCCUACGAUAGCGUCGCUGAUACAGGAGCUUCCAGGGGUGGAGCUUUGCAAAAACUACGUGGCACAAAAGUUUGAGGAACAGGAACCGAUAAAGCGAGGAGGGACGAAAGGCGAUAAAUCCAGCACAAGACAAUCAUCCGCGUCACCGCCAGACAACCCCGGGUUGAAGCCUUCCAACAAUUGCAUCGGACGUUCCCGAUUUCUCCGAAACGGGAAGUGCAAUCGUUGAUGAUCUGUCGCUAGCAGAUAGUCCGUAUGGUAGUCGUAGCCCAGUGGAGCGUGGUGGAGGUACAGAUAUGGAUGACAGUUUGGAAGGGAACGACUUGAUGGCCCAGGCUCUGAGGAGUAUAUUAGGGAAUGGCGCUGGGAGCGCGCG